This is a messenger RNA of Emiliania huxleyi CCMP1516, 1170 nucleotides long. RefSeq lists its product as hypothetical. Gene Ontology annotation, molecular function: phosphatidylinositol binding. Lineage: Eukaryota; Haptophyta; Isochrysidales; Noelaerhabdaceae. The transcript has 8 exons. The coding region runs from base 1 to 1170 and encodes 389 amino acids. Gene Ontology annotation, cellular component: intracellular membrane-bounded organelle. The record is from RefSeq and is a predicted model, not a curated record.
AUGUAUGUGGCUCUUACGUACAUUCCCGGAGGAGGACUGCUGACAGGGGAGUUGGAGGACGGAGAGUGUGCCGCCAACGAUCCUUUUUCUGAUUGUUUUUUCCCUUCCUUUUCUCGUCUUGUCAUGUCCGCCCUGUUCCGCGCCUCUGCCACCGGUGUCGUCCUCGCCACCGGCCACGGCGCGCCCACCAUCACCGCCGAGCGGCGCUACAGGCAGUUCGACGUCCUCGACAAGACGCUGCGCGCCGCCUUCCAAGGCGUGCCCGACCUCCCGGGCAAGGCGGGCUGGCUCUCAUCGUCGGACAAGGACUUUCUGGACAAGCGCAAGGCGGGGCUGAGCAGCUACCUGCGCAGCAUCACGCUGGACCCGGCCCUCUCGCAGAACGAGGACGUCCGCUCCUUCCUCGAACUCGGCUCGGCCGAGGAGCUCUUCGUCCGUCUGCAAGAGAAGGAGCAUUUCUGCAACCUGGCGGUGCUCGAGAAGGACAAGGCGCUCGAGGCGCAGCGGCAGCGCGUCGCGGCGCUCACCGGCGAGAACGGCCGCGCACAGCACGACAUCCAGGCGCUCGAGGCGCAGAUCGCCGAGGCGGCGCGCGGGCGCGAGGAGGCGAAGGCGGCUGCCGACGCUGCCCUCGGCCUCGCGCGGCAGCAGGUCGGCCAGCUGGAGGAGGCGGUGCUGGCGGCGCAGGCGGCCGAAGCGGAGGCGGUGGACACGCGGAGGGCGACGGCGCAGCGACUCGAGGACGAGUCUCGGAAGCAGCAGCUGCAGGCUGCCACGCGUGAGGCGCAGGCGCUCAGGGCGGAGCUCGCCUCGUCGGCGGCGGAGGGCGCCGCUCUCCGCCGCGAGCUCUCGAAUCGGAAGGAGGAGCUGCAUCGCGCCACCGCGCGCGCCGACGCUCUGCGGGAGGAAGCCCUCGGCUCGCUUGACGCGCGCGUGGUCGCGUGCGUGCGCAAGGAGGAGGGGCCGCGUUGGUGGUGGGCCUACCAGGCGUUCGCUGAGACGAGGCGCGCGGCGCUCGACGAGUACCUCCAGGGGCUCGUCGGUGACGCGGGCCUUCGCACGAGCCUCUCGCUGCAGGCUUUCUUGGAGCUGGGCGCUCUCGUCGGCCGAAACGCGGUCCUCAGCCCCGCGCCCUCCCCGAGCAUGCGCGCGCGAUCGUCCAACACUUAG